GCCACUUGUUCAGUCUGUGCCUGGAGUUGACGGCGAGAAGUAGUCUGAAAACGGAGUAGAAAUCGCUCAAUUGUACCCCCGAACUCAUCAAUGCAUAAAAAACAGAAAGAGAUUCAAGUCUUUUUUAAGUUGAAUAGUAAAAUAUCGCGACUUUUGGCACUAAUGGCGAUCCCAUUUUAUAACGAGGAGGAAGAAGAGGACCAAGUUUUGGGGGAAGAUGGAGAAGUCCAAGAUGGAGAAAGUUGUGAAAGUGGGACGACAAGUUUUUUGGGACAGUUGGCCAAAGAGCUGGUCGGAGUUUACUGCGGGACAAGUGGGAGCAGUAGGACGAGAGCUACCAGGAGAAGGAGAAAUGGAGGUAACAAGACAACCUCCACCUCACAGCAAUCCCAACCACUUCCCGACCUCGUCUGCUGCCACGUUCAAGCUGCACAACGAGUCCAACGGGUCGUCGCCCAACCUGAAAAUCAUGAGCUUCUUAACGCCCCCGCCCAAGCCCCACGACGACAAGGGCGACAACGCCAUCCGCGGUCACCACCACUCCCACAACUGCCAUCGCUCCUCCCCCCGGCCGACAUUGACUCUGAUCCCUCCGGACUUUCACUCGAUGUCAAAAUGGGCAUCGACGUUGCCUACAGACGCAUCGGACAGGGUCUGAGGGAGAUUGCAGACCAAUUCGAGAACGACAGAUCACAAGAUUCGACCCGUCCUCGUCGCACCCGUCAUGCCGCCGGAGGAGGAAGCCGACAGCCACCCCUCCUCUCGACCCCACAAAUCAACAUAAAACUGGAAUUUGCAUUAAAAAUCACCAUUCCCUUGACCCUCUUGGGACUCAGUUUGGCCUUCGUGAAGCGAAAUUGCCCUUAAUGCAUCAUUUUCAUUUGUUAAUAUUUCAAAUUUAAAUAUUUAUUCAGUUUAUACGAUCGACCUUUUCCUAGUGGUUUUUGUUGCAUGUGAUGUCAAUACUAGUUUUAGUUUUAUUGUGCCAUUUACAUACAUACACAAUUAUAAUUUACAUACAUAAUUUUAUUUUAGCUCAAUUUGCAAAGUCAGUUAUUUGUGUGUAUUUCAAACAAAAGUUGUUUUUUUACAACGCUCAUCAAAGCUCAAAGUGAUUUUGAAACGAGAUCUCAAAUUUUUCCUUUCGAUUUUCUCCCUUCAAAAUUUGGCGAUCAACUGAUCCAUUGCGAAUAUCUAUUUAUACACUGUCUCUCAUAGUAUAUUUAAAAUAGCAAUAUUUAUAUACCUACAAUCAAACUUUGUAAAUUUUGUACAUUUUUACUAGCUUAACAACAAUAUUUUCCAACCCAAAUGUCUUUCAAACAUUAUUGUACAUAAAAUAUAACUUAUACGAAAUAAAGCUAAUAUUGAUAUUGAU
This is a messenger RNA of Folsomia candida, 1378 nucleotides long. RefSeq lists its product as uncharacterized. The record is from RefSeq and is a predicted model, not a curated record. Bases 91 to 867 code for a protein of 258 amino acids. Lineage: Eukaryota; Metazoa; Arthropoda; Collembola; Entomobryomorpha; Isotomidae. The transcript has 3 exons.